AUCUAGGCUCCAGCAAUGGCGGCCUCCAUGGGAGCAAGCAGGUUACAUAUGCGGGGAAAUGGGCAACUGUUGAAAUGUUUUCAAAGGAUACUGACGCCGUUCCAGAGAAGAGCCGGAACAAAUGUUGCGGCUUGUCACUCCCUGACGGACCACCAAGAUGUUGGGAAGACUUUCCUGGCGCUACAGGAGGAGAGGCGUGAGCGUGCUCAGAGAUCUGUCUUAAUCAGCUGUCCCCCGAAAACUACAGAAAAGAAGGUCCUGAAGUACUUGUCCAAAUAUGGGGCCGUGAACAACUGCUUCUUCUACGACAGCUUUGGCACAUAUGCUGUGAUUGAGUUUGCCAGCAGAGAUGGCAUUUGCUCCCUCCACGAGGCUGCCAGUCUCCCUAGCAUCCAGUACGAAGCUUCGGUACCUUUCAAGACCCGCCUCCUCACACUAAAGAGCACUGGAGUGGACCCAUUAGAUGGGGCAGCCAGCCUAAGGCUACACCCCCAGACAUCCAUGCCAGUCAAUGAUUUGAUCCAGCGGCUUUCUGCAGAGGAGAGUAUAGACCAGCAGCUGCAUUGUCUGACAUCAACACUGGAGCUAACCAAUGAGAACAUUGCUCUUCGCUUCCUGGUUUGCUCCCUGCUCCAAGACAUCGCCGGCGCAUUCUUCCCAGAAUGCACAAUCAGGCUGUUCGGUUCGACGGUCAACGGCUUGGGGAAGCUGGGCGCCGACCUCGACCUCUUUCUGGAUCUGGACACCAUCAGUGGCCGCAACAUGAAGAGGCCUUCUGGUCUGUUCCUGGAGUACCAGAUGAAGAGGGCGGCCUCAGAGCGGACGGUGACCCAGAACGUGCUGUCCGUGGUGGGGGAGGGCCUGGAGCAGUUUGCCCCUGGCUGUGUCGGGGUGCAGAAGAUCCUCAACGCCCGCUGUCCCUUAGUGCGCUUCUCACACCAGCCCUCGGGCUUCCAGUGUGACCUCACGGCCAACAACAGGGUGGCGAUGAAGAGCUCCGAGCUGCUGUGGCUCCUGAGUCAGCUGGACGAGCGCGUGCGCUACUUGGUGUUCACGGUGCGCUCCUGGGCGCGCAUCCACGGCCUCACCAGCUCCAUCCCCGGCGCCUGGAUCACCAACUUCUCCCUCAGCAUGCUGGUGGUGUUCUUCCUGCAGUCGCGCCCCACCCCCAUCCUGCCCAGCCUCGACCAGCUCCGCGACCUAGCCAGUCCUGCUGAUAAGUGUGUUAUUGAAGAAAAUGACUGCACAAUAGUAAGCGACCUGAGCAAGAUCCAACUGGAGCCGAACACAGAAUCACUGGCGACGUUGCUGCAAGAGUUCUUUGAGUUUUACUCAACGUUUGCCUUCAAUCGCAUGUCCAUCAACAUCAGAAAGGGGAAGCAGCAGAACAAGCCUGAGGCGGCGCCGCUGCACAUCCAGAACCCGUUCGAGGCGGAGCACAACGUCAGCCGGAACGUCAACGCAACGCAGCUGGAGCGCCUGGUGGCGCUGUGCCGCGAGAGCGCCUGGCAGCUGACGCACGGCGCCAACCUACCGCCGAGCGCCGCGGGCAUCGGCGCGGGCCAGCCGCGGGCACCGUGGGGCGUAGCGGGCCUCCUGAUGCCGGCGGUGGCCGCGGCGGCAGGGGUGAAAGGUCGCGGGAAAAAGAAGCGGCAGUUGGCGAGCGACAGGAUCAAGACCCUGCUGCAGACGCUCAAAAAAUGACUCACACACACACACACACACACACACACACACACAAACGGCUUCCCAGACGAUACACACCUUUUUGUUUACUGACCCUAUGACAUGCCAUGCUGGUCAGAGGUGCAAUUAGUGUAUACUCCACCCAGGCACAUACACCAAUACACUCACCAUAAACUCUCUCACACACACACACACACACACACACACACACACACACGUUCACCAACAACUACUAUAACAGCUACAGACAGUAACACACAGGUAUGACAGAAGUAAAGUGGAGUUUGGGGAUUCUGAGAUUCUGCACUGGCAGGAGAUCUGACCACCUGUGUCAUAUCUUCUCUCUCUCUCUCUCUCUCUCUCUCUCUCUCUUCUCUCUCUUGUUGUUGUUGUCUCCCUCUCUUCCUCUCUCUCUCUUUCUCUCUCUCUAUUUCUUGUUGUUGUUAUCUCCCUCUCUUCCUCUGUCUCUGUGUGUCUCUCUCUCUCUCUCUCUCUCUUUGUCUUGCUCUCUGUCUCCAUCCGCCUGGUUGAACUGUGCCUCUGACAAGGGGGUGAAAAUGUGUUUGUUGUGUGUGUGUGAGGGAACAUGGACUGAAAUCUGAAGUCAUAUUGUACCUCUUAGCUUGAGUAGUACAGACAUGUGUACCUAAAUACUGUAUAUAUGUUUUUUUUUUAAAUAAAUUAAAACCAU
Messenger RNA from Sardina pilchardus (European sardine), 2377 nucleotides. RefSeq names its product mitochondrial poly(A) polymerase (gene mtpap). Gene Ontology annotation, cellular component: mitochondrion. The transcript is spliced from 9 exons. The record is from RefSeq and is a predicted model, not a curated record. The coding region runs from base 16 to 1704 and encodes 562 amino acids. NCBI's taxonomy places the organism in Eukaryota, Metazoa, Chordata, Actinopteri, Clupeiformes, Clupeidae. Gene Ontology annotation, molecular function: poly(A) RNA polymerase activity.